This is a messenger RNA of Drosophila gunungcola (fruit fly), 492 nucleotides long. RefSeq lists its product as uncharacterized. The record is from RefSeq and is a predicted model, not a curated record. Gene Ontology annotation, cellular component: mitochondrion. The coding region runs from base 114 to 437 and encodes 107 amino acids. Lineage: Eukaryota; Metazoa; Arthropoda; Insecta; Diptera; Drosophilidae. The transcript has a single exon.
CUCCGCGGAUUAGCAGACUUUUGACGUUGGCCAACACAGGCACUUUGUUGAUACGUGAUUACGUGAAUUAUUUUUGCAAAUAAAACGAUUCCCGAGUAGUAUUUCAACCCGCAAUGUUCUCGCCCACGCGUGCCCUGCGCCCGGCCCUGAGCCGCUGCUACAGCCAGAUCAAGGGCGGACCCGUUUCCGGCGGAGGCAGACCCAGUGCAUCGGGAUCGGGUUCAGCAGGAUCAGCCCAGCAGGCCCCAUCCUCGCCAGCCGUAACAGGAUUGACCAGCAAUUGCGUAAAGCCCAUCACUGGACCAGUCGGACCCGGCGCAUCGGCCACGGCAGAAUACAAGGUGCCCGAAUAUUACUGCUUUAAUCGCUUCAGCUACGCCGAGGCGGAGGUGGAGAUGGCCAAGUACCGCUGCCCGCAGCCCUCGGCUUUGAAGUAGAACAAUAAAAUUGUAACCAAAUUGUUAAUGCUAAAUAAAAACAAAUUCAAAUGUU